Molecule: messenger RNA, 405 nt
Organism: [Torrubiella] hemipterigena
Lineage: Eukaryota; Fungi; Ascomycota; Sordariomycetes; Hypocreales; Clavicipitaceae
Source: the annotation of a GenBank genome assembly
AUGGCACACACACUGGGACAUCAUGCUGUUCAUCACAUUGGCGAGUGGCUGAUCCAUGGCGCCCCUGGUGCAUCUAGCACUUGGGAUGAGAUCACGGCCGACUAUGCAGGCGAAGCACGCAAGUGCGUUAAUGAGAUCUUGACAGAGCACCCUUACGUCUACUUUGACUUUACAGACGUGUCUCGCGGCAUCAGCAAAUGGAUUACGAUUGGCGAUGAAGAUGAGCUACGCAUCCGAUACGGAAAGGAUUCCUCCAACACGGAGGUGCUACUCAUCCAGGGCGAAUAUUUUGAGGACAUUAAGCGCAUCUCCGCUACAUACAAGGUGGUUAGGGAAAUGACGGGAUACAACUGCAAAACAUAUCAGUUUAAACGUGGAGAAUUUGUGAGUACCGAAAGGGAGUAG